Messenger RNA from Megalopta genalis, 1182 nucleotides. It is a transcript of the gene mbf1, whose product is annotated as multiprotein bridging factor 1. Gene Ontology annotation, molecular function: DNA binding. The record is from RefSeq and is a predicted model, not a curated record. Gene Ontology annotation, cellular component: nucleus. NCBI's taxonomy places the organism in Eukaryota, Metazoa, Arthropoda, Insecta, Hymenoptera, Halictidae.
UACGAACAUAGAAUAGUUUGGCAAAUUUGUGAGACUCUUUCAAAAGUGUCCGCGAAAUUGGACAAUUUCGGUACGGGUCGAUUUUAGGUCGCACAUUAGAUCGUGCUUUUUGGAACGUAGAGAGAACUUACUGGAAGAUUCAUAGCAAGUAUAAUAUCGCACAGUAGUUACAUGCUUUACAUACGUGCUACGUCGAUAAUAUAAUUGUUGAGUGUUGCUGUUAUAUCAGACUCUUGCAGCAUGUCAGACUGGGACACGGCUCCAAUUACUCUGCGUAAACGUCCUCCAAAGGCAUCGGUACUUAAAUCAGAACAGGCGGUGAAUGCUGCACGUCGUCAAGGUUUUGCGGUUGAAACACAAGCAAAAUGGGGUGGAGGAGCAAACAGACAACAUGUAACAACUAAAAACACUGCAAAGUUAGACAGAGAGACUGAAGAAUUGAAACAUGACAAAAUUCCACUUGAUCUGGGUAAAUUAAUACAACAGGGACGACAGAGUAAAGGAAUGUCUCAAAAAGAUCUUGCAACAAAAGUAAAUGAGAAGGCACAAGUUAUCAAUGACUAUGAAGCAGGUCGUGGUAUACCCAACCAGAUGGUAAUUGGUAAAAUUGAGCGAGUAUUAGGAAUAAAAUUACGUGGAAAAGAUCGUGGUAAACCAGUAACAACCCCCGGGACAAAAAAGUGAAUCUCGGGGGGGGAAAAAAAUUUUAACUUUAUACCUUUAUGCAUUGUUUCCUAAACAGAACUGUAAAAAAAUUGUAGGAUUUCUAUUGUGUGAAAAUUACAAGCAACUAAUACUGAAACUAUCGACGAAACUGUUAAUUUAUCUUUAUAUGCCAUUUUGUUAUAUUUUUAAAUACACGCCAUUGAUUCUAUUAUGAAACAGAUUUAUUAUUUCAUCUUCUUGAAUGUCGAUUCAGGUAGGCUAAAUAACAUUGUAUUAACACAAAUAACGUUAUAAGGUUGUUGCUAUGUAUAUACAUAUAGAUCAGUGAUCAAUUUUAUAAUGGUUAAAAGAUAGAAUUUAUAUAUAGACAUAUGCAUUCGUAAGCAUCUUACAUCGAUAUAUUUCCAUAGAAAUUAAAGUAUUAAUUUAUAAUGUAGCAAUAUUUCAUCAUACAUCAUAUAGUAGCUUGUACAUAUAUAAAAGAAAUGACUAAAUAAACAUUAAUUACAUCGUUUA